Messenger RNA from Phycomyces blakesleeanus NRRL 1555(-), 792 nucleotides. RefSeq lists its product as hypothetical. Bases 1 to 792 code for a protein of 263 amino acids. Lineage: Eukaryota; Fungi; Mucoromycota; Mucoromycetes; Mucorales; Phycomycetaceae. The transcript has 4 exons. The record is from RefSeq and is a predicted model, not a curated record.
AUGAAUGUUAAUAGCUUCUUGAAUGAUGCUGCAAACUUGCCAACCAAAGCAGUAGAAAAACUGCGAUUAGAAUUGCAGCAUAGAAAAGAAUUCGAAAUUAGCUUUGCUAUAGAAUUUAAUUUGCAACAAAAGGUUGUUGAAAACAUGGCUGAAGCUGCCUAUAAUUUCAGCAAUACUGUUUUGGGGCCCAAAAAGAUUAAAAAAAAUCUUUUUAAUCUUUACACUAAGGAGAUGAAUAACAAGAGAAAACUUGACAAUAAUACAAUUAACUGCAUUGAUUACAAGGUAAACUACAUACACAAGGAAAUCAUUGACUUGUACAACUCAAUGGGUCCUUUAGAAAAAAGCAGAUAUUACAAGAUGACAAAAGAAGAUUCCGCUACUCUUCACCAGGAAUCUUCUGUCUCUGAUGUCAAACGUGGUGCAAAAUCCAUAUUGACCAUCAUAGACACAAUGAAACUAUUAAUGAACUAUGAUAGUCUGUUUCUGUUCUGGGAGUCAGGCACCAGCUUCAGUCGAAAGAUUGGCCGCCUCUUGUCAGGAGAUACAUCUUCUAUAUUUUUUAAGUGUAUUGAGGAAGAUGGCACUCUGAAGAGUUUCUUGGAAGCAAUGGGAAACGUCGAAAGAUGCCCAAAAGAAACCGGGGAAACAAGAAAAUCUUUCCCUUGGAAAGCAAUCAAAAACAAAAAAGGCACCAUCAGAGCCAUUGGAUGGCCAGAAAAGGUGCCUUUUGUGCCACUCAGUCUUAUGAAAGAUAUUGAGAAAGAAAUGCUUUCCAGUGUUAUACAAUAG